This is a messenger RNA of Salmo salar (Atlantic salmon), 4382 nucleotides long. RefSeq names its product A disintegrin and metalloproteinase with thrombospondin motifs 5. The record is from RefSeq and is a predicted model, not a curated record. Gene Ontology annotation, molecular function: zinc ion binding; metalloendopeptidase activity. Gene Ontology annotation, biological process: proteolysis; extracellular matrix organization. Lineage: Eukaryota; Metazoa; Chordata; Actinopteri; Salmoniformes; Salmonidae.
UGAUUUCGGCAGACACGAGAACGCAGCAGAGAGAGAGAAGAGGGGGGUAGAGUGGCGAGUGAGUGCAAAGGGGCAGGACUUUUUUUCUCUCCUCUAUUAAGAGGAAACUUUUGUGUUUUGUUCUCCAAGUUCAGCUCGGUCCUCAAGCCCUGUUCUCCGCUGCUCCUUUCUUACAUCUCCGCGGCGUCUUUUCUUCCAUUCCCUCCGAUGCCUUCAUUUUUCAGAGUUUUUACACUUUUCAUGGGAAUUCUGGAUAUCGAGACCAUGCGCAUUCAAACGGGACCUGUUCUGAAAAUUGUUUGUUCUUCGUUUCCAUUACUGUUUUAGUUGGAAUAUAAAUGUUUCGCCGUGCACUGCUUGUUUUGGGGUAAAGAUGACCCGUGUAUUUUGUGCUUUUGCUGGAGUCAUGUUGGUGUUUCGGAUUCUUUUGCUGUGCAUCGUGGAGUUGCAUACGGGCUGCGAUGCGGUGCUCGCCGCCGGUCUCUCCACGUUCAGGGCUUUCGCUCCACCUGCAAAAGAGGGUGUUGUGCGGACCGUCGAUCGGAUUUACCAUGGAGGUGGGAAGGUUGGUUACCUACUCUACAUGGACGGGAGAAGGUUUCAGUUAGAUAUGGAGAGGGAUGAGUCAAUUCUGUCACAUCACUUCAGUCCGAAAUAUGUGAUGGCCCUGAUGGGAGCGGGAGAAAGCGCCGCGCCUCUGCACCGGGAGUGUGUGUACCGGGGAACCGUGGACUCCAACCCCAAGUCCCUGGCGGUUUUCAGCCUCUGUGGUGGGGGUCUAGAGGGCUUUUUCGCUUUGAAACACGCACGCUACACAAUCACACCCCUCAUCCGAGCCAUGGGACACGAUAGCGACGUGCGUUCGCUGGAUGACAAGGAUGCAGAGAGCGCUCUCCACUACUUCACGCAGGAGAGUUUCAGCUUCGAAGCCAUGCCUGUGAGCGAGAGCUGUGGGACCAAGGAAGGGCGUGGGCGCAUGGAUGCAUCGAGGAAACACCGGCGUAAGGGCAGAGAGAACGGGAAACGCGACCCGCACGGUGUCACCCUGGACAGGGGCAAGGAGCGAAGCAGAGUGCACGGCAGAAGAUGGUGGAAGCAAUUCUCCAAACCUGCCUCUCCGCCCUCAUUGGGAAGUCGGCGCAAGAGGUCAGUUUCGCGCGCCAGGCACGUGGAGCUUCUGCUGGUCGCUGACGAGUCCAUGUCCAAGAAGUACGGCAAGGACCUGCACCACUACCUGCUCACGCUGGCCUCCAUCGCUUCCAAGUUGUACGGCCAUGCCAGCAUCGAGAACCCCAUCCGUCUGUCCGUUGUGAAGGUGACCAUGGUCACGGAGAAGGAGAAGGGGUUGGAGGUGUCCAAGAACGCUGCCGCCACGCUCAAGAGCUUCUGCAAGUGGCAGAACCAGCAAAACCCACUGGACGACGACAACCAGCACCACCACGACGCCGCCAUCCUCUUCACCAGGCAGGACCUGUGUGGGCACCACUCGUGUGACACACUGGGCAUGGCCGACGUUGGCACCAUCUGCUCACCAGAGAGGAGCUGUGCCGUCAUAGAGGACGACGGACUCCAUGCCGCCUUCACCGUGGCACACGAGAUAGGUCACUUGCUGGGCCUGUCCCACGACGACUCCAAGUUCUGCGAAGAGCGUUUCGGAGCCAGCGCGGACAAGCGUCUCAUGUCAUCCAUCCUGACCUCCAUCGACGCCUCCAAACCCUGGAGCCGCUGCACCUCAGCUACCAUCACUGACUUCUUUGACGAUGGCAAUGCCGAGUGUCUCCUGGACCCUCCUCGCCAGCCCAUGCUCGGCUCAGAGGAGCUGCCCGGCCAGAGCUACGACGCCGUGCGCCAGUGCCGCCUGGCAUUUGGGCCUGAGUACACGGUCUGCCCGGGCAUGGACGUGUGCGCCCGCCUGUGGUGUGCAGUGAUACGCCAGGGCCAGAUGGUGUGCCUUACCAAGAAGCUGCCCGCCGUGGAGGGCACGCCGUGUGGCAAGGGCCGCAUCUGCCUCCAGGGCAAGUGCGUGGACAAGACCCGCAAGAGACACUACUCGGCAUCUAACCAUGGUAGUUGGAGUUCGUGGGGUCCAUGGGGGGCAUGUUCCAGGACGUGUGGUGGAGGGGUGCAGUUCGCCCAGCGUCUAUGUAACAACCCGCCGCCCCGAAACAAUGGGCGCUACUGCACCGGCAAGCGAGCCAUCUACAGGUCCUGCAGUGCCAACCCGUGCCCCUCGCCCAGUAAGACUUUCCGCCAGGAGCAGUGUGAGGUGCGGAACGGCCCCCAGACAGACCCUAAGGGGAUGAAGACCUUUGUGGAGUGGGUACCCAAGUUCGCAGGAGUGCUCCCCAAAGAUGUGUGCAAGCUGACAUGCCGGGCCAAGGGCACAGGCUACUAUGUGGUGUUCUCGCAGAGGGUGGUGGACGGGACAGAAUGUCGGCCGUACAGCAGCUCAGUGUGUGUGAAGGGCAAGUGUGUGCGUACCGGCUGUGACGGCAUCAUCGGCUCCAAGCUGCAGUUUGACAAGUGUGGCAUCUGUGGAGGGGACAGCACUGGCUGCAUCAGAGUGAUAGGCAACUUCACCAAGAAGAGUAAGGGCUACACAGACGUUGUGAAGAUCCCAGAGGGCUCCACCCACAUCAAGGUCCGCCAGCACAAGCCCAAGGAUCAGCCCCAGUACACAGCCUACCUGGCCCUGCGUCGUCCCGGUGGCGACUACCUCCUCAACGGCAAGUUCAUGAUCUCUACCUCAGAGACAGUCAUCCCCCUCAACGGCUCAGUGCUCAACUACAGUGGCUGGAGCCAGCGGGAUGAGUGGCUACACAGCAUGGGCCCUGGGGCCCUCAGAGAGGCCCUUACAGUUCAGAUUCUGGCCACGGACGCCAAGAGGCCCCUGGAUAUCCGCUACAGCUUCUUCAUGCCCCGUCGGGUUUCGGCUCCACCACCGCCACCUCCCCCGCACACCUCCACAUCCACAUCCACCACCACUACUACUACAACAACCACCUCUACAAGAUCAAGCAGUAGAACCACAUCGGCCCCGUUUUCGGCCAUGGCUCUCUCUACAGCCCCAGGGGUGUCGACGGCGGCUUCUGGGCCCCAGUGGGUGACUGGCCCCUGGAUGAUCUGCUCCAGGACUUGUGACAUGGGCUGGCAGAGCCGCACGGUGCAGUGCAAGGACCCGCAGGCCAAGCUGGUCAAGGGUUGCCCUCUGGGGGACCGCCCCUCCGCCUUCAAACAAUGCCUAGUGAGAAAGUGUUGAAAGGACCAGAAACUAGACUCCCCUGAAAGUAGGAGGUACACACAGACAGAGACGCUGGUUAUUGACAGUCAACCCCUCCUCUUCCUUACCCCCCAACCUACUAUGCCAAGCCCUGCUUGGCACAGCUACAGACAUACGAGGGAUACAUGUGGACACUUCCGAAUAGUGCAGCCGCCCAAUCAACAACCGCCCACUUGCCAAAUCCCUCCUCUAUCUGAAGGUUUCGUUUGUAUUCCUCUGUUAAUGACACAUUUUGUUUGCUUUUCUGUAUGUUCUUGCUACUGUGGGUUUUUCAUGAUUGUCCGCUUUGUCUCUUUGUCUUGUGUGACUGCACACCUCUGGACAAUGGGCCUCCAUACUAGUCUGAUGCGUGGCACUUUUUCUCCACUUCCCUUCGGGGUCCCCUUUUUCUUCUUGCUCCUCCCAUGGCCGAUUCUCCACAUACGAUUGGUCUAUCCAACUGCCUGUUUGGAUUGCGGACCAGGAAGUAGGCUGGGGGCACAAGCAAGAGCAACCAAUCCGUACUGUAACCAGUCCAGAAAUGGGAUUGAACUGCACUGCAAACAUCCUAGGUCAGAAAAUGGACAUACAGUGAUGGAGUGAGUUGGGGCAGAGUUGUGUCCAACAGCUAGUGCUGAGCGAUUAACCUAAAUUGUGUUUAUUAUUUUGGUUUUUAAACAACUAAUUGACAGACUUCGUUUCAAUUAUUUGAAUUUCAUUUAGUUAUGUUUUUUUCUGUGAACUCAAUGCGCACAUUAGUUUCUCUAGAAAUAAAUCAACUGAAUCCCGAACUGUGCGAUGUAGUUGUAGGGAGUUGUAGUUUCCAACAGGCCAAUAUUCAAAAUAAUUUAGUGCAGAAAACAUGCUGAUUAACUACAAUGAUCAUAAUCGAUUGCGUGCGUACUUGUCCGGUCUGUGUCUUUCUUUUAUGCCUGCUACAUUAGGUUAGUACAGAAGAAUGCUGUCUUGGUGUGUUUGGACCAUUCUAGUUUGUUGUUGAUGUGGACACCAAGGAAUUUGAAACUCUCAACCUGCUCCACUACAGCCCCAUCGAUGAGAAUAGGGACAUGCUCGGUGCUCCUUUUCCUGUAGUCCACAAUCACCUCCUUAGUCUUGGUUACAU